Molecule: messenger RNA, 1097 nt
Organism: Owenia fusiformis
Lineage: Eukaryota; Metazoa; Annelida; Polychaeta; Sabellida; Oweniidae
Source: the annotation of a GenBank genome assembly
GACCAUGCAUUUUAAUAUAUUCCUAGCCACAACAGUGACCAAUUAUACCCUAUUAUUCAAAUAUUGAAGCCUAAUGGCUGUGAUUUUGUAAUGACUUAGUCGUAUCCCAUUAAUACCUAAUGCAGAGAUUACUAGAUUAACAUCAUUGAACAAUAUGAUACUAGAACUCUAGAUGAUACCAUGAGAUGUUCGACUGGCCACAGACUAACCUUAUAAUGUAUAUAAGGAAUCGACAAAGGAUGAUGCCUCAGAACCACCAGUCACUGUAACCAAAUAAUAGAACCUUCGCUUGACACAUCCCAAAUAUUAGCAGCUUUGGAAUCAUGUUCCCCAAAAUUGGAACCUUGUAGUGAUGACUUCCCAUUAUCGCCAGGUUUUGAAUUAUUUCCCAAAACAAUGGAACCUCGGAGUGACGCCACCUAUAUAUCAUCUACUACUCCAACAGAUCCCCAAAUAAUGGCAUCCGAGAGUGAUGAUGCCCCAUUGUCAAUCAUCAGCAAAACAGGUAACCAAAUAGUCGAACCUCAGAGUGACAAUGUGCCGAUAUCAACAGCUACUGUAAAAUAACCUCAGAUAAUGAAUCCCAUGAAUGUCAACGCCUCAAUGUCACCAUACACCGAAACAGGCCAUCAAAUAAAGGAACCCACUACUGAUGGUCCCCAACUAUUCCCACCCACAGAAAAUGAUCCCCAAGUGUCUCAACAUACAAGAGCAGAUUCCAAAACAAUAUCCAAGCAAGGUAUAUCAGUUUCCCCCAAAAUAAAGCCGAGUGUGAGUGAUACAAAUACUUUCAAUGAAUCAGACAAUGAGCCACUUGCUAACCUGCUAUAUCAUGAUAUAGAAUCACCUUUAGAUGACUCUUAUAAUGAUUCAGACUACGCCCACCAAGGUAUGACUCAUCAGAUUCAUCAUCAAAUUCAUCUGAGCUGAUAGAUAUGGAGCUUUCAGAUGAGGAAAUUGAAGCCUACAAACCUCAUCAUGAACCAAGAACCAAUAUGAAACGAAGGAAAAUAGAACAUCAGACAAAGACAUACUCGAUUAAAAGACACAAAUGUGUCCGUACGCUGAAACAACCUAACAGCCCAGGCAGAACAGAC